AUGUCGCGCCAGCUCCAGCCCGAGCAGUUGCUGACGCCCGUACCGUCCGACAUUGCAGUUAGCGACGCUAUCGCGCCGUUGCCCAUCACGGAAAUUGCCCAAGCCGCCGGAAUUUUACCCAUAGAGGUGGUGCCGUAUGGCUCGACCAAGGCAAAGAUCUCUCUGGACGUGCGUGACCGCCUCAAGGAACAGCCCAAUGGGAACUAUGUCGUAGUCACAGGUAUCACCCCCACGCCCCUAGGUGAAGGCAAGAGCACUACCACGAUCGGACUGUGCCAAGCUCUGGGUGCCCACCUCAACAAGAAGGCAUUCGCUUGCAUCCGUCAACCCUCUCAGGGUCCGACGUUCGGAGUCAAGGGUGGUGCUGCCGGUGGAGGCUACGCACAGGUCAUCCCUAUGGACGAGUUCAACCUCCACCUGACGGGAGAUAUCCACGCUAUCACAGCUGCCAACAACUUGUUGGCUGCUGCUAUUGACACUCGCAUGUUCCAUGAGAACGCACAGAGUGACAAAGCGCUGUUCCGUCGUCUGUGUCCGACAGCUAAGGACGGCUCCCGAAAGUUCUCUCCAGUCAUGCUCAAGCGUCUUCAGAAACUGGGCAUCACCAAAGUGUCGCCCGACGAUCUAACAGACGAGGAAAUCCACAAGUUCGCGCGUCUAGACAUCGACCCCGACACGAUCACGUGGCAACGUGUGUUGGAUACAUGCGACCGAUUCCUCCGUCAAGUUGUUGUGGGUGCCGGACCCGCCGAGAAGGGUCAGACACGCACAACUGGCUUUGAUAUCACCGUAGCUAGCGAGAUCAUGGCCAUCUUGGCGCUUACGACGACUCUGGCAGACAUGCGUGAGCGUCUGGGACGCAUUGUCAUCGGCAUGAGUCGCAGUGGUGAGCCAGUGACAGCUGACGAUCUCGGUGUUGGUGGCGCUCUGGCUGUGCUUAUGAAAGAUGCCAUUCUCCCCACUCUCAUGCAGACCGUGGAAGGAACCCCCGUCUUCGUGCACGCUGGACCGUUCGCUAAUAUCGCUCACGGCAACUCGUCUAUUAUCGCGGACCAGAUUGCACUGAAAUUGGCAGGUGAAGAUGGCUUCGUGGUCACCGAGUGUGGCUUUGGUGCCGAUAUCGGCAUGGAAAAGUUCUUCAACAUCAAGUGUCGUACCAGUGGCCUGACCCCGCAGUGUGUGGUGCUUGUCUCCACUAUACGCGCACUCAAGAUGCACGGUGGUGGCCCCAAUGUGGUCGCCGGCCAACCGCUGCACCCGGUAUAUGUCGACGAGAACUUGGACAUGUUGGAGAAUGGUUGCGCUAAUAUGCAACACCAUAUUCGCAACGCUCUGAAGUUCGGUGUGGCUGUCGUUGUGGCUGUGAAUGUGUUCGCCACGGACUCGCCUCGUGAAGUGGAGCUUGUGAAGCAGAAGGCUCUGGAGGCUGGAGCCACUGCUGCGGUGGAGAGCACGCACUGGUCUGAAGGUGGCAAGGGAGCCAAGAACUUGGGACGCGCUGUUGUGUCUUCAUGCGAGAAGAUGCGUGCGCAGGGCAGUCCGUUCAAGUUCCUGUACCCAUUGGAGUUCAGCAUCCCCGAGAAGUUCGAAGUCAUCUGCAAGGAGAUUUACGGUGCUAACGGCGUCGAGUUUAGCGAGGAAGCCAAGAAGAAACUGGCAGUCUACUCGCAGCGAGGUUACGGCAAGUUGCCUGUGUGUUGUGCUAAGACUCACCUGAGUUUGAGCACGGACCCGAAGGCGAAGGGUGUGCCCACGGGUUUCUCUGUCACUGUGCGUGACAUCCGCGCGUCUGUAGGGGCUGGCUUCGUCUACCUGCUGUGUGGUGACAUGAUGACAGUCCCCGCCCUCCCCACUCGUCCAGGCUUCUACGACGUCGACCUGGACACCGAGACUGGCAAAGUGAUUGGUCUGUUCUAA
Molecule: messenger RNA, 1917 nt
Organism: Phytophthora infestans T30-4
Lineage: Eukaryota; Oomycota; Peronosporomycetes; Peronosporales; Peronosporaceae
Product: formate-tetrahydrofolate ligase
Exons: 7
Coding region: 1-1917 (638 amino acids)
Molecular function (GO): ATP binding; formate-tetrahydrofolate ligase activity
Source: RefSeq, a predicted model, not a curated record